Molecule: messenger RNA, 1967 nt
Organism: Diatraea saccharalis (sugarcane borer)
Lineage: Eukaryota; Metazoa; Arthropoda; Insecta; Lepidoptera; Crambidae
Source: the annotation of a GenBank genome assembly
AUGAAAAGACCCGUCCUAGUGGCGUUAAAUUCUUUCUGCUACCCCGUAAAGAAUGUGACUGAGAAGAAUAAGUCUUGUUUUAGGAAAACAUUGGUAAUAUUUUAAAGUGAUUACAUUUUCCUUUCAGAUGUCUACAAAAUCUAGCGUCGAAGCAGGAUAGCGCCAGUUGAAAUGCGCCCGAGGCAAGAUUGCAACACGCAGGCGGGUGGGUAGUAUAGGAGGAUGUGGGUGCGGGCAGCACGCGCGCUGCGAGCACUGCGGCGUGCGCUGCUGCUGCUGCCACUGGCGCUGAUGGCCGCCGCGCUCAUACUGCUGCCGCGCCCACAGCCUGUCCCACCGCCUAUACGCGCCCCUUCAUCAGUUGCACCACGUAUAGAUCUACCAGCCCACCAGAUAGAGAAUGCGAUUACUGAAAAUAAUGAUGUAUUCAUACGUGACCUCGAUGACGUAUCCCAAAGGCCAUGGUAUAUGCGUGGUGGUGAACAACGCCCUAAUGAACAUGAUCCACAUGCAAGCUUAUUCCCAGAAGACGCACCAGGUGACGACAGAAUAAUUCAGCAGUUGAUGUACAUAUUGCCAAAAGACGAGAAUCCACCAAUAAAACGAAUUCUACUAGCUAACGGUCUGGGCGCAUGGGGCGUCCCAGCCGGACGCACUGAGUUCAUCCGUAACAAAUGCCCCGUGGACCGGUGUUCUAUUACCGCUGACGCCAGAGAUGCUGGCACUGCUGAUGCCGUCCUAUUCAAAGACCACCAUACACCGUUCAACGUUAAGCGGCCACUAAACCAGAUUUGGAUUUUAUAUUACUUGGAGUGUCCAUAUCAUACAGCGUCAUUAAGGCCGACGUCUUUGGAUGUAUUCAACUGGACGUCUACUUACCGCCGGGAUUCAGAUUUAGUCGCACCCUACGAAAGGUGGGUCUACCACGAUCCGCUUGUCACUGAGAAAGAACUUGAUAGAAACUAUGCAGCAAAUAAAACCAAGAAGGUUGCAUGGUUCGUGUCGAACUGUCACGCUCGCAACCGGCGACUACAAUUCGCUCGUCAACUGUCCAAGUUCAUUCAAGUGGACAUCUAUGGGGCGUGCGGGUCGCACCACUGUCCACGCACUGACCCCAACUGUCUAGACAUGUUAGAUAAAGACUACAAAUUCUACCUGGCGUUUGAAAACUCCAACUGUCGUGACUAUAUCACUGAGAAAUUCUUCGUUAAUGGAUUACAGCACAACGUGUUACCGAUAGUGAUGGGGGCUCGUGCAUCAGAAUACGCUGCGGCGGCACCGCAUAAUUCUUACGUGCACGUGGAAGAGUUCGCCAAUGCGGAGGAGCUCGCUGCGUAUCUGCAUAGACUAGACGAGAACGACACUCUCUACAACUCUUACUUUAAGUGGAAGGGCACGGGGGAGUUUAUAAACACGUACUUUUUCUGUCGCGUCUGCGCCAUGGUACACGCGAGCGAGCGUAGACAACGCAGCGCACACUAUACGGACGUACAGGCGUGGUGGCGUGACGGCGCGUGUACACGAGCUGAUUGGCGCGCCGCAGAACGAGACACUCGCGACAACGGAUAAGGCACAAACACAACAACGCUUAAUACUUAAUUUUAGGCGGUUACAUCGUUUUUUUGUUGUACCUGUGAAUGAACCGUCCGCAGAGCACGUUACGCGUGACAACGAAGUGAUCUCAACGCGACCUCCUAAAUCGAAAUUUUGCAAUACUUGUAAUCAAGCUGUUACGAGUCGAUUUUGAAAGAAUCGAAAAUAUUCGUUUUCAUAUAAGCUCUUUUUACCAUUAUCUCACGCGGUACUACGUAAUUAAUAUAUAUUUACAAGUAUAAGAUUUGAAACAAUGCACAAAUUAUACCUACCUACCCGAUUUAACACCUUUAAAUGACAUAUACACGAACUGAUAUGAAAAGUAACGCACAUAUGACUGAUUUACUACUCCUCUAAAAUAGAGGUCGUGUAUU